AUGAUACUUUCAACUACCAACGAAUUGCUUGCCUACAUUCCAACUUAUACCAUUCACAAACUCAUCUAUCCCGCUCAAAAUCUACAAAACCUGCUAUCUACGAUGGACAACACCCGGGCUGCCGCCUUGGGCCAGGCUAUGAACUUGCUUGGCCGCAAUCACAAGCUGCUCACAGAGUAUCUCCAGAGCCCAGUCAGCACACACAAGCUCCAAGACAUUUACCAGCGCAGGAAAAUCCGCCAGACUCUGCAACGCAUCCACCCGCAGAUCGGAUCGUGGUUCGAUAUUCCCGGACUAUCUGGCAGCUCUCGCGCCACCUACGAGGACCACAAACACUUUAGGAUCGACGAGUACAUUCUCGCCAAGCUACCAGACCAGAACCAUCUUGUCACCAGCAGCAGAUGCGACCACCAGUAUGGCGACUACGGAGUGCCGGCCAUGUUUCAGUGGCUGUUCUCGUGCUCCACACCGCACGGGCGCCUUGUAGCAGCUGAGGGCGGUCGCCUCGACGUGGCCGUCAACGAACUUCCGGCCGGCACGCCCGAGAACAAGGACGGGCUGGAUGAGAUCAUUGAGCAUGGCCAGACGGCCCUGUCGCUCUGCGAUCCCCAAGACAUUGAUUGCUCCCUGUGCGACUUGAUCAGCAGCGCCAACACAUAUGUCGCGAGCUAUCGUCUGGCCCAUGUGGCCGGUUUUAUCCCAAAGCACCGUCUCGACCUCGCGACCAAGGUAUCAGCUGGCAUGCUAGAACAAAAGCUGCGUGCAGAGCAUGCGGCCGCGGCGAACAGGGAGUCGCCCAUCUACCAGAGAAUCAACAACCUGCUGCACAAGCUCAUCGACAUCGCGGACCGCCUGGAUCCGGCAGACGAAUGUGAUAUCCGACCGGCCGACACAGACGCGACGAAGCUGCCAAUCAACACGAGCGUCAGCAAGCACCUUGACGUUGCGAGCUCGUUCAGGAUCGAGACCCGCGAGGCAGGCUGCGCAAAGACCACGAAACAAGACUUUGGCGUCUCAAUGUCUGCACCCCCGACACCGACUGGCGUAGCACCCUGGCUUGCUGGCACAGACGACGUUGUCCCAGCCGAGCCAUUAGAUGAGGGCAGCACUGAUGACCUCGACGAGGAGGCGGAGAAAUUGAUCGAUAGGCUCAGGAUCGCUGAUAAAAGCACUCCAUGAUUGAGCCACAUGAAUACGGAGUUGUUAGCAAAGGGAAACAUCAUCACCAACACACCACCACCACAACAACAACUUUUCAAUUUGCGCCUAUUGCCCCACGACCUUGAAUACGGACUGAGUAGGGUUGGGAAGCCGAGAAGAUAUUUUCAGGGUCAGGGGAUGGUUGACUGAGCAGGAC
Molecule: messenger RNA, 1357 nt
Organism: Microdochium trichocladiopsis
Lineage: Eukaryota; Fungi; Ascomycota; Sordariomycetes; Xylariales; Microdochiaceae
Exons: 2
Coding region: 1-1179 (392 amino acids)
Source: RefSeq, a predicted model, not a curated record